Asparagus officinalis (garden asparagus) is the source of this 928-nucleotide messenger RNA. Its product is annotated as protein FAR1-RELATED SEQUENCE 5-like. The record is from RefSeq and is a predicted model, not a curated record. NCBI's taxonomy places the organism in Eukaryota, Viridiplantae, Streptophyta, Magnoliopsida, Asparagales, Asparagaceae. The transcript has 4 exons. Gene Ontology annotation, biological process: regulation of DNA-templated transcription. The annotation marks the transcript as partial. Gene Ontology annotation, molecular function: zinc ion binding.
AUGAAGCAAGCUAUACCAACCGUCUUUACAGAAGCACAUCACUGUUUGUGCAUGUGGCACAUCAUGAAGAAAUUUAACCAAAAGUUGGCAAAAUGCAUUUCGAAGAUGGAUGAUUUCAAGAGGAAGAUCAAUGCACUGAUUUGGAGUAUAGAUAUAGAUCCAGCAACAUUUGAAGUCGGUUGGAAAGAUGUUAUGAAAGAAUAUAAGCUUGAAAGUAAUGAAUGGUUGUGUGAACUGUAUAACAUUCGGGAGUCAUGGAUUCCAGCCUAUUAUGCUGAUGAUCCAAUGGCCGGUUUAUUGCGGACUACAUCAAUAUCAGAGAGUGAGAACAGUUUCUUUGACAAAUUCAACCGUAGAUCUGACACAUUAACGGAAUUUUAUCUCCGAUACGAGAGUGCUAUGGAGAAGCAAAGGCAUACAAACGCAAGAUUAAACUAUGAAGGAACGAAGUCGAUGCCAAGAAUGGACACUCCAUUGUUAUUGGAGAGGGAUGCAGCAGAGUUGUACACUCGAACAAUGUUUUAUGAGGUACAGAGUGAGAUAAUAUCAUCCUAUUAUGAUAUGAGUAUCAACAGUAUAUCAGAAGAAGAUGGCGUGAAGAUUUUUUCCAUAAAGGACAAAAAGAGACAUGGAAAAAUAUUUGAGGUGAAACACUCUUAUUUGAACAAUGACGUGCAAUGUACGUGUAGGCUGUUUGAGAAAAUGGGUAUAGUAUGUAGACAUGGUUUUUUUGCACUGAACCAAGCUGAUGUAACAAAAAUACCAAGACAUCUUAUUGUGAACCGAUGGACAAAAGGUUCUGAGAUGAGGCAUUCAUUACAGUUCAAGGAAAUAUCAGAACAGUGCAAUGCAAUUGAAGUUACAAAUCGUCUAGAUGGUGAGAGACUUGACUACUUGGAAGGGAAGUUGAAGGAGUUGAAGCACAGUU